CUUAAGUCGCAAAUAAUCUGUUCUGUUCUGUCAAAAGAUGGAAACGUGACAACGACAAAUCAUUUUUGUUUUGAAAGGUAUCAAAGUGAAGACAUGUUAUAGUUUUUGCAAAAUACCUGGUUUACAAAAGCGACGAGUACAUGUUUGGUUCAAUGCAAUAUAAAGCGCGAUAUUAUAAUGCAACUGUGAAACGUAAAAAAGGAAAUUAUGUUGUAAUACACAUGAACGAUUGGAAGAUUAUUAUUUUGAACAUUAACUAACUGAACACGAGGAAUUACUUCAGGUUAAAGAGGUGUGCAGUUAGUGAUUGACUCAAACAUGGGAUUGAUUGUGGUGCUGUGUACGGUUGCCAUGCUUUCUGCGAAUGCGCAUUCCCAAACCAUGAAUGGAACUGAAGAGAAGGGCCUCAUCUUUACUGCACGAAACACCUGGGGAACCAGCGCAGCACUCUGGCACUUACCCACGAUGCCCGCGUACGAUGAAGUGCCGAAAACGGUGGAUUUAGUACCGUUUAAUGAUCCAUUCCUACAGUUCUACAGCCUCGAUGUGGAUUAUAGGAAGAAUAUCGUUUACAUCUACGAGAGGCAUUACAGGUCGCUUCUAGCCGUUGAAAAUUACACAGCAAGUAUGGAUCAUAUAACAAGUGCAAAACCAUUUCACCUUGGUAUUUCAUCCGGGACUGUUCAGAUCGCCGUUGAUUGGUUGUCUCACACAAUAUAUUGGACCGACUCCACCUAUCGUUGGAUUGCUGCCGCCCCUGGGGCAAUUGAAAAAAUGAACAAUGACAUCUAUAAAAUCAUUGCCGAUACGAACCUCUACUAUCCUGACGGCAUAACGUUGGAUCCUCUUGAUGGUUUCCUCUUCUGGACGGACAAUGGCCUGCAUCCAAAGAUAGAACGGUCGGACAUGGCAGGGCGAGGCAGAAAGACCCUUAUCACAGAUGGUCUCAUUUCACCAAUAUCCAUGGAAACGGACAUUGCGAACAAACGAAUUUAUUGGAUAGAUACUGUUACAGAAAACAUCGAAUCUUCGAAAUACGACGGUACAGACAGGGUGACAUUAAAACGGAUAACAUUGUCAACGUUGUUUGAUCUCGCAAUUUUCAGGGAUGUUCUAGCCGUCACGGAUGUUUACAACAACCGAAUUAUGUUUUUUAACACUACCAAUCGCGAAAAAGCCGCUUCGAGCAUAUAUUUAAGAACAUAUAUAACGUACAACAUAGCGACUUAUUUCCUAGAAAGUCAACCCUGGAGAGCAGAUGAUCCGUGCCUCGAUUUAAACUGCACACAUAUGUGCAUAACAACAUCAACAGGAGGAGAGUGCGCAUGCGCGGAAGGCUUCGUUUUCAAUAAAUCGACCAACUCGUGUGACGAGAAUAGCAAAGUUUCUCACAGAGCCAUGAUACUUACCGACGACACCUCCAUAUGCCUUACCGACAUUCGAGUGGCUGCGGACACAAGCUAUGACUGUGUUCCCAUCUUCUAUUUAAAUAGCAGCUCGUUUCCAAACAAUAUCUUGCCACCUAAUGCAAGCCGAUCGACAAUAGCUUACAUGGACGUAAACAUGAAGAAACGGGUACUGUACAUAGCUGACAGCAUUGGACAUAUCUUCAGACGUCCGGUUGACCUUCCGAAGGAAGACAUUGCCCUAGAUCUAUUGACUACAGCAAGUGGCAGCAUAACAGGACUAGCAUACGAUUGGACAGACAACAGUUUAUACUGGUCUCAGUCCGAUGGAACCAUAUACGUCAUCAAUGUCGGAGACAGUGCGACGAGACGCGUGUUGGCGAAUGCGGGAAAUAUUACAAACCUAGUCGUGAUGCCACACGUGAGGCGCCUAGGCUUUACCACUGAUGGAACUAUUAAAUCAGUUCUUAUGGACGGCACAAAUAUGACGACAGUGUUUUCAGAAGAAAAUUCGAAUACAACGAUUUCUGAAUUAGUCGUUGACUAUGACGAACAUAUGUUUUACUGGGUGUCGACGGACUCUACAAGAACUUACCUGUACAAGAUGACGAUUUACGGCAAUGAAAAUAGAACUACAAUUAAUAACAAUAUUGAUCGGACUACGUCCUUACUAGCAGUUUACAAGGGAUAUAUCAAGUGGAUGUACCCAAACCCUGUUAACUCGUCGAGGACCUACUACAAGUCAGUUUCUAAACUGACACCAACAGUUUCAACUUUGGGCUACUUUAAUUUGCGUGCAGUGGCGAUGAAGAUGCUGGACGCAAGCGUUCAAAAUAUGGAAACGGAUAAAUGUGCUUAUCUUAAUGGAGGAUGUGAACAGAUAUGCAUUUCCUACCACACGGAUGAAAACACGUUCGAGAAAAAAUGUGAAUGCUCUGCUGGUUACACCCCUAUUAAUACAAACUGCAUUUUGAAGACAAUUUCCCCGGUGGACUUUGCAAUCGUCUACGAUACGACAAAUACGAAUAUCAUGCAGAUUGACCUUAGGACGAAUGAGCAGGCUGUUGUUCCUUUGAAGGAUGUGUCCUAUGUAUUUGGGCUCCUCUACGAUAUUGAAACCAAACGAAUCAUAUGGUCUGAGCGCGACAAUCCAAUUGUAUACAGCGCUUUCUUGAAUGGAACCGGUGUCAAAGUAGUCGGAAAAACAGGAAACAGCGUUGUGAGACGAUUUGCAAAAGACGAAACAACGGGCAAUAUUUAUUACACAUCAAUGUCAUCUUCAUUAGACCAGCAUGUGGGGGUAAUAACUCCAUCGGGCGAAACGAUCAACCUUGUGGAUGAUUUUUCUCAAGAUGCAAUCGGAUCAAUUGCGGUGCAUCCUGGUUUAGGAAAAAUGUACUACUCGGUGAGUGCCUAUCCCAACUCUUACAUGGCAGAGGCUAACAUGGAUGGAUCUUACGUUCGGAAGUUUAUAACAGAUGUGGACACACCCGACGGGCUUGCUAUAGAUUACAUAAACAAUUUUCUUUACUGGACUGACGUGUAUGAGAAUACAAUUCGGCGAUGCAACUUAAACUUAAAUGGCACAAACUGCAGCACGAUCAUUAAUGAGACGGAAUCCGCAACUGUCAUCAUUCGCGACCUCGUGGUCGAAGGCGACAUAAUUUUCUACACUGACUAUGAAAAGGAUUCUGUUGUGGCCUACAACAUGACAGGCAAAACAUUACAGUCAUACGGGAAGAAUCUGGGUAGACUAGCCGACCUCGUGAUUUACACAAAGAACUCUGCAAACAAACAACCAGCAAACAAAGCCUGUCAAUCUAAUAAUGGUCGCGGUGACUGCAGUGCAGUGUGCCUUCCCAAGGGUAGUACGGAGAGGACGUGCAAAUGCAACACGGGAGAAAAUCUGCAGGAGGAUGGGCGCACGUGUAGCAAUGUAUAUAAAUGUAACUCGCUGAUAGUACAGUCGGAUUCUACACGGGUAACUAUCAGUUCAAUGUGCGACAAACGUCUGAACGAUGUUUGUGCCUUCCAAUGUCCUGAUGGCUACAUCGUCAAGAAUGCCUCAGUGUUGGUAGUAAAGUGUUUGAACGAUGGUUGGGACAUGCAGACGGAAAUACUUUGUAUAAAAAAGCCGGCUGAUGUCUGCAACAGCAAUGCCUCUUUGAGCAAUGGCAGAUUGAAUAACUGCUUUCUUCCUACUGUCGGCUCCACUUGUAAUUUUACGUGCGACACCGGUUACGUGAAGAGUGUCGAUAAUGUGAUGUGCAGUAAUUCUUUAUUAUGGAUUCCCAAUGAUUCCUGCAAAGCAACGACAACACCAACGACAACACCAAUGACAACACCAACAGCCACACCUAUGACAACACUAACGACAACAACAAAAACAACAACACUAACGACAGCAACAAAGACAACACCAACCACAACAGCGACGUCAACACCAACGACAACACUGACGACAACAACAAAAACGACAACACCGACGACUAUAACAAAAACGACAACACUGACGACAGCAACAAAAACGACAACAACGAUAACAACAUUCUGCAUGACCAGCGCAAACGCCAUUCCGAACGGUUACAUCAACACAAGCUGCGUCAAUCCAAAGGCUGGCCACAUGUGCAGUUUCAGUUGUCAACCUGGAUACACGCAAGUAAACACAACGAUCACGUGUGACAAUGACGCCAAGUGGGACCCGGCUAAUCCGUGCCAAGAGAUUCUAGGUGUCACAGGUUCCCAGGUUGCCUCAGCCGGAGGAUCUUCGGGGACAAAGAUUGGAAUGGGAUUGGGAAUUGCGAUUGCGUUGGUCGUCGUUAUAGCUGGCGCAGUGGCUAUGUUUGUAUUCAUCAAGAGACGAAGGUUAACGGAGGUCCCGUAUUCGAAUGCAUCGUUCCAUAGAGAAGAUGAGAACAUUUCGAUUGAAAACCCUGGCUACAUGACCACAGGAUUCGCAAGAAUGAAUGACCAUGGCAUUGACCCUUCUCACAUGGAUCAUGUUACGUUCGAUCCUCUGCCAACAGUUCCGGUGAUGCAGGACGAGGACGGGUUUGUGAACCCUCUAUACGGCGCCACCGCUCAACCAGGCGACGACAUACGUCAGCAACCACAGAAUGGAGAACCUUUCUAUUCAAGCUCGCAUAUUGCUUACGACAAUAACACUCUCACAUAGGCCUGGUGCCACACAACAAUUGUUUUAUUAUGUUUUACUUAUUUGAUUUGAGCUAUGGUUGACUUAAAAGAUAAUGAUGCUACUGGGGUUUUGCAUUCUUGAAAUGCUUUUAAUCUUUAUUAUUGUCUUCUUCAGUAUAUUUGACAUAAUUAAUUUAUUAUGUGCCAUGACAUACGUUAAGUGUAUUAAUAUACGUCCGAUAUUGUUGCAAUUGUGUGAGGUUUUUAUUACUUUGUAUGUGCAUUAAAUACCUAUUAAUUAUGUUGCUAUUUUUUCAAGAUUUAAAAACCGAUAACAGCAAAUAAACAUUUCCAAUACUACAUUUUUCCCAUCGUUAAAUACAUUUAUUUGGAUGAAAUCUAUGAACAAACUUCAUUAAUAGAAUCAAUAAAAAACCGUCAAUUAAAACCCUGUUUGUUUUGCAAAUGUUUGCUAUAUUCUACUCAUUUGCAAGACCGUGAGAUUAUCGCAAUACAUUUUAAAUUGUCAUUGUUAUUAUUACAAAAUAUUAUUUAUACAAUAUGAUUAAAUGUCACGUUUGUAUAGCAGUUAGAAUCUUAUAAGCCAAUCAGUGGCAUAUAAUCAUGCUUGUCGAGUAAAGGUUGUAAUCAUUCCUUGUACGAUCAUUUCUUAGCUUUCAUAUAUGGGUGCCAUAUUGUAUUUCAUUUUAUUCGUAAAAAAUGCUUUCAUUAGAAGCACAAAUGUUUUCAAAAAUGACAAAAAUGUUUCGGAAACGAGUGGAUUAUGCUUCGAUUGCAUGUUCUUAUUAAUUAUAGAUUGAUAUUUACAAAUGCUACUAUAUGUUUGCUAGCGCACGCAAAACUCAUUUCUGUGAUAAAACUAGCUCACGACGUUAUGCACUUUACAUACUAUAUUAUGCUUUUGAUUGAAUGAUUUAUGUUAAAUAAUGCAGUGUUUAUUAUUAAGAAAACUAAAGCUUUAGUUGGUGUUGUUUUUGUGCAUGUGUUCUAUUUGUACAUAACAAACAUAUAUGCGUGUUAUUGUAUAAGUUAUUGAUAACUCGAAUUAAUAAUGUACAACGUAUGUGCUCAAAUUGUUGCAGAAAUACGAUACCAACCAACCAUGACGGUUUAUCAAUAUAUAAUUGAGAUCAAUAAGUGUUAAUUCUACGAAUGACUUCACUAAGUUAAGUACUUGAAGUUUUUGUUUAACCUUUAUCCUGAAAUAUGCAGAAAUGUGUCAAACUAAACAUUUUAUAGCAUAACUAUACAUUACUAUACAUAACCAUGUUACAAAAUCACAAAUUAUGAUGAAAUAAUAAAUUCAUGGAUUCCCCUCCAACGAUACCGGAGGGACAAGUACUCAAACACUUUUUAUUGAUCUUCAAAAAGUCGAUUUAAUCAACUACACAACAUCAAUAUUCACUUAAAACAUUAUUAUGCAUGUAGAUUCCAAAGAAAAAGAACAUGAAAAGUUUAUUAGAAUAAGAAAAAUGUAUCGUAAAAAACAUACAUAAAGUGGGUUAAAUAUACUUUUGUUCAAUUUAAAUUACAGCGUUAUUGUCUGUUAACAUUGAAACCAUUUUGUUAUAUAUUUACAACUAAUGGCGUUGGCUUUAUCGUUGUCGGAGAGUUAAGUAUGUAUGAAUAACAAACGCUCAAUUUGUUCUAAAUUAAUUAAGCCGAGUAUAAAUGUUUUAUUAUUAAAUACAAAUUCAAGUCCUUGACUUCCACCAACAAAAUAAGCAAUCGAUGUCUUGAUAUAAAGUAUGUAUGUGUGACGUUGGAAUACAAUAACCCUUUUUCAAUAACAAAUUAUUCAGUUGACUCAGUAUUUAUUUGUUCAGUAACAUUUACCUU
Dreissena polymorpha is the source of this 6401-nucleotide messenger RNA. RefSeq names its product low-density lipoprotein receptor-related protein 2-like. The record is from RefSeq and is a predicted model, not a curated record. The transcript has 28 exons. NCBI's taxonomy places the organism in Eukaryota, Metazoa, Mollusca, Bivalvia, Myida, Dreissenidae. Bases 319 to 4581 code for a protein of 1420 amino acids.